UGCAAAUGCAAAAUAACAAGUGUUCCAGGCAAACAAUUACGAACAUGGACAAAAAAACAUGACAAAUAAGCAUAAACAUUGACAACCAGCAUAGUCAUAUCGUUACUUUUGUUUGUGCCGUGUUUGUGUGCGUGCGUGCGUGUCCAAGUGGCACCUAAACUGUAAAAGGGUAGAAAGAAGUCAUACUACCAAUGAAAACAAUAAAAAUGCAUAAGAGUCUUGAAAUGUACAUCAGAUAUUAGAGUGAUGGGAUAAAUGUAUGAUCACAAUUGACCACAGAGAUCUCUGAGAAUUUUUCAAUGUAUGCAAGUACCAUGAAAAGAUUUAAAAACAUUGAAAUCUAAAAAUCCAUUUAAAUUUGUAAAAUGUAUUGCUUACCAAUGCAGGAAAUAUACAAUUGGAGGAAUGUGGUUAGAGUGUCAGAAAAAAAAUCUCACAGGAGCAUAUUGAACCAUCUGUAAUCUAUCCAAGAUUUUAUUCUCAAACACCAAACUACAGUGAGUUACAGAAGAUGAUGAUGAACAUGUGAUUUACUUUUUCUAAAUCAAUACAGGCUUAAAGUUGUCAUGAAAUGUAAGUUGCAUUAGCAUAUAUUUCCAUACUGUGACGUAUAUCCGAGUAAAGAGGCUUCUUAUAUGAUAAGAAAUGUAAGACGGGAUUUAGUUUUGUCCUUUGAUAAGAUCAUUGGAAGCUUGGUCAUGGGUUAUUCAUAUACUGUAUGUGUGAUAUAUGACUAAAUCAAUGUUUUCCUAUCCCCAUAAACAGACUAAAAAGAAUGAUAUGCAGUCCAUUACACAUACUGUUUCAUGCAGAAAUAAAUGUGCGUCUGAAGCUCUUUUAUAAAUAUGCAAAAGACCUGCUUACGUGGGGUGUGAUUGUUUUUUGUUCAAAACAAAACAAGUCUUAUAUCACUCUGCAGAAUGUGCGGUUUGCAUUUUCUUCGUGUGCAAUGCAUUCUUGGCUUUCCUGUCCCCAUUUCUGACCCUGCAUCUGAUUUGUUCUAUGAUAACCGUGUAUCUCACUUGUAUAUAAGGCCCUGCGAGUAAAAGGAAACGUUUUUGAUUGACUAAAAUGUCCACCAUAAUGUCUGUAGUCAUCGUCGCUCUCAUCAGCAGCCUUUUUGUGAGCUUUCUUCCUCAAACUCAAGCAUAUGGGCCUCUGAACCAUGCCUGCUGUGUGAAAUAUACCCGAAAACCUUUGCCCUUCGGUCUGAUCAAAGGCUAUAUCGAGCAGAGCUCCCGCGAGGUGUGUCGUAUAGAUGCCAUUAUUUUCUUCACCAAGCAUAACAAGAAGGUGUGCGCGAGUGUUAAAGACGAGUGGGUGAGAGCAACCCUUGCUCGUCUCAGCACUAGAAUAAAUAAAAUUACACAUCCCAGAUCUCAGCCUCACCUCAACACUGCCAGAAUGGACAACAUGCCUUACACCAGCAGCCCAUAGUUUCUAUGGUUUUAAACAGCAUGCCCACUCAAUUUCCGAUUUUUUCUCCAUUUGUAGUCAUAAUUUCAAUAACUUAAUACGGACUACAUUAAGCAAAACUUCUUUGUUUUCUAUCUUUAUUUUUCAGCUUUGCAUAUCAUGUAAUGUAAUUUGAGAUGUUGUUGAAAUUAAUAAAAAUAGCUUUAAAGUCA
Messenger RNA from Triplophysa dalaica, 1628 nucleotides. It is a transcript of the gene ccl20l, whose product is annotated as C-C motif chemokine 20-like. The coding region runs from base 1072 to 1437 and encodes 121 amino acids. The transcript is spliced from 4 exons. NCBI's taxonomy places the organism in Eukaryota, Metazoa, Chordata, Actinopteri, Cypriniformes, Nemacheilidae. The record is from RefSeq and is a predicted model, not a curated record. Gene Ontology annotation, biological process: lymphocyte chemotaxis; immune response; cellular response to type II interferon. Gene Ontology annotation, cellular component: extracellular region. Gene Ontology annotation, molecular function: chemokine activity; CCR chemokine receptor binding.